CCAUUGAAACAAUUGGCAAUUCUUGUAACCUCUGACCCUAAGCAAGACUCGUCGUGCGGUGGCGUUUUUAAUUUCCAAGUUUCCAGUUUAUAAUUUGGAAUUAUCCUGAUGUGAAGCUUAAAUCUGCUGGAACAAGUUUGUUUUUGAUGUAGCCUUUGAGAAUGGUUCGCUUCAAACACAGGUAUGUCUUGGCUGAGCUUGUAUUCGGCAAUGACCUGUUGGUGUACAACGUCACCCAGCGUGUUGUGUAUGCUGCAGUACGGGACAUAAUAGAACAGCUGCAUGGUGGAUACGGUAUAGGACUCUUCACCCCAGGAAUGUCAGUGAAGUACAUCAAUGAGUACACGCGGAUGGUGAUGGUACGGUGUCGGAGGGAGAACCUGAAGAUACUGGCCUCUGCCAUUCCAUUCAUCAAACACCUGCCAGAUGGCAAGGGAGGACAGUUUCCAUGUUUCCUGAGAACACUACAUGUAGGAGGAAGUAUAAAAGCCUGCCAGAAGUGGCUGGUACAACACAACAGACAAGUCCUACCCACCCUGCUGCUGAGGUGCACAAGUGAAGAGGAAAAAUCCAGAAUGAGGAAGUCCAUUUUCGAUAGUACCAUCGUGAAGGAAGAGCCCUGGACUGAAGGGAAAAAUGACACAUAGCUUUCAUGGUACAGAUGUCAUGCCAUGUGAAGUGGGAUGUCUGGAUAUUUUUUUUCUGUUGUACAACAAAAUUCAAUUAUCACUGUAUAAUGUCACGUUUCCUGUAUCAAAUCAUGAUGAAAGUUGCAAAUGCAACAUUUAUGAGUAUUUUCAUAUUUCAAAGUCUCUAUUAAAUGAUUGUUGUUUGUACAUAAUACUUGUGAAUUAGUUUAUUUUUACAGUACUAGAACAAAACAUAACAUGUUUUGAACAUUCAUAUUGACAAACUCCAACUGUGUUUUGUGACUUGCACUCUUGAUUGUGUUUCGUACUCAAAGUCAGAAUUAGAGUACUAAGUAUACAGAACAUUUCUACUACAACUGCUUAAGUUUGAUAUAGUCUCCAUAACUUUCCUUCAUAGCAAGCGUGUCAACCUUACAACUAAAUGACUUGUCAUUUAGUACAUUUAACAAUAUGUUGGAUCAACUUGUAUGGAUAUGUAAACAAACAGCAUAAGUAUACCAUAUCCAAUUGUCAUUUAGCUCUUGUACAAAUAUAAAGCCCUUUUUUUCUCAACUUGCCAGCAUUACACAAUUACAUGUGUACAUAUCUAUAUAAACAUUCUUUUCAGAAAUGAAUAGUAUAUCUUAGCAUACUGCAUCUCGAGCCGCGAAAUAAAAA
This is a messenger RNA of Branchiostoma floridae (Florida lancelet), 1307 nucleotides long. Its product is annotated as ribonuclease P/MRP protein subunit POP5-like. The record is from RefSeq and is a predicted model, not a curated record. Gene Ontology annotation, molecular function: ribonuclease P RNA binding. NCBI's taxonomy places the organism in Eukaryota, Metazoa, Chordata, Leptocardii, Amphioxiformes, Branchiostomatidae. The transcript has 5 exons. Bases 162 to 647 code for a protein of 161 amino acids. Gene Ontology annotation, biological process: tRNA 5'-leader removal. Gene Ontology annotation, cellular component: ribonuclease P complex.